AUGGCUUUCAUGGCUGCCGCCGAGAUCUCACGUCCCCUGGUUCGACGUUUCUCUGCCCAUCGCCCACAGCAUAAUACACGCGCAGUGCGCGCAGUGGCGCUGUCGUGCAUCGUCUCCGGCGUGGUCCUUCCCUUUGUGCCGCCGGCCCUAGAGAGUUCCCGACAGAGAAAGGCAGGCUCCUCGGACAAGAAAAAGUAUGCCUCCUCAAGCUCUUAG
Penicillium diatomitis is the source of this 216-nucleotide messenger RNA. RefSeq lists its product as uncharacterized. Lineage: Eukaryota; Fungi; Ascomycota; Eurotiomycetes; Eurotiales; Aspergillaceae. The coding region runs from base 1 to 216 and encodes 71 amino acids. The transcript has a single exon. The record is from RefSeq and is a predicted model, not a curated record.